CAUUUGCAUAUUCAUAAUUAUUAGACCGCCAUCUUGGAAGUGAAUUUAUUCACGACCAUCGGUAAAAUCCGAGGAAUAUCUUUACCAUCGCCCUCUUCAGUGAACGCCUGAAGAAAUUUUUAUUGUUUUCAACAAUAGCCCAGUGGAACGGACCCGUACUAAGCGGUUCGUUCAUAGGCUAAGUGAUUAGAAAAUCUUCAAUGAGUGCACAGGCAAGAUGUCCACAUUUUCUGGGAUAGGAGGAAGAGGUGAUAAGGGAUCGAACAAAUACAAAUCGCUUAAUAUAAACAAUAUAUACCAAGGAAAGAGUGUACCAACACAGAAAAGCACAGUACAACGUCAGCAUGGGUUGCAAAGUUUGGGUAAAGUGGCAAGCAUGCGGCGUAUGCCGCCCCCGGCUAAUUUACCAAGUUUGAAAAGUGAAAAUAGCGGAAACGAUCCAAAUAUCAACUUAGUUCCAACAGGAGGUUCAGGAUGGGGCAACAAGGAAAAGGAACAGGAGAAGACGACUGCACCAACAGGUCAGCCGCCAUCGACGCAGCCAUCGCAGGCUACUGCAGCGCCAUCCGCACAAUCUACAACAAAGACAACUGUUGCUGGGAGCAGUGCAACAGUGACAUCGUCAGCAGCACCUUUGGGGACAAACUCGGCACCGAAGUCCUGGAGCAGUGUAGCACUUGGAGAGAGGGGCAGGCCUCUUGGUCCACAUUCACCUUACCAGCAGGAGGAAUUUCCAACAUUAAAAUCAUCAGGGGAAGACAAAGGAAAAGAUGGCAAGAAAGAAGAAGAAGGAAAAGAUACUCAGUAUGGACCAGGGCCAAGUUUGCGACCACAAAAUGUCGCGAGUUGGAGAGAAGGAGGUGGACGUGGCGCCAUGCAACAGCAGCAAAACAAGCCAGAUUCACCAUCAUCACCAACAGGGCCUACGUCCCAAGGCCAGACAGAAACACAACAGAAUGGCCCCCAGACCUCAAGUCCAGUGGAACUUCCCAACCAGCCUCCAAGGCCUGGUUCGGGCCCCACGCCUGGAGGGCCCAUGACUAUGGGCCCUCCAAUGGGAAUGCCACCUCAGUAUCGGAUGAUGCCUCCUUAUAUGUAUGGCAGAUUCCCUCCUGGCUACCCACCAAAUUACCAAGGAAUGCCAAGACCUCCUUAUCCGUAUGAUCAAAGCAGGUUUCGGCAUCCUCCUCCUAUGCCAGCACAACCAAGACCCCCUGUUGGUGCUGAUAGUGAUGAUUAUAAAAGAGCUGCCAUCAUCUCAGAAAAAGAUCUGAAAGAGUUUGAUAACCUGAGACUUGAUCAGGAAGAUGAAGGAUGGGCUGGUGCACAGGGUGAAAUUGAUUACUCUGAAAAGCUUGUCUUCAGUGAUGAUGAUGACGAUGAUAAAGAUGGCAAACCCCGAUCUAGAAGAGGUGAAAAGAGAGAAAAGAAAGAUGACUAUAAUGAUGACGAGGAUGGUGGCAAGGGAGAACGUGGCCCUCCAAUGCCCCGAGAGGCCUGGGGAGGUGGACCUAUGCCUCCACAAUACAGAGGAAGACCUCCAAUGGGAAUGGAUGGGAGAUGGCAGAUGCCUCCAUUUGAUUAUAUGAGACCCCCAUCUAGAGGUCCUCCCUAUCCUCAGUAUGGAGUACCCCCUCCAGGUCCUCGUGCCCCAGGACCUUAUUCUCAUCCCCAGAUGACCCCACCUCAACCCCCUCAAAGUCCCCAGAGUCCAGGACCCAGUCCAAGUCCAAACCAGACUCCUAAAAAGAAUGAGACCAAGGAUGAGAUGGAGGAGGAGCACUGGAAAGAAAAACGCAUGCAGAGAACAGAGGAAAUGUCCACUGCAAUUCAGAGAGCUCGCCAAAGACGCGAAGACGAGGAGAAAAAGAUGGAGAAUGAUCGUAAAGCUGCAGCAGCAGAAAAAUUAAGACUGUUGGACGAGCGAAGCAAGAAACGAGAUGAUAGGGAUGUGGAGUCUGACAGCAAGUCAGAAGGAAGAUCAGAAGGUGGGAGAUCUAGUCGAACUCCGUCAGAGAGUAGUGAGAAGGACUUCAAAACGCAUAAAGAGCAACAUAAACACUCAGAGCCUGGAAAAAGUUCAAGAGGAUCUGUACCACCUAGAUUUCUAAAGCAGCAUUCUUCUGAGCAUCCCCCUACAUCAUCUAGACAGACAGGCCCUGGUACCCCUACUUCACCACAACCUCACCCGACACAGAUGAGACCUGGACAAGGACCACCCCCUCCCUGGUUUUGGCAUCCUUCUAUGCAGAUGCCGCCAUAUGCAUUUGGAAGACCUCCAGUUGACAUGCAGGGAAUGCCCAUGUACCCACCAAUGCGACGCAGGAAUGACAGUCAUGGGUCAGGAAACGAUGGACAGGAUGGAGAGGGAAGAACAGAAGCAUAUGAAAGAGACCCAAGACAGUUCUAUCAUCCCAUGCCUCCACAUCUCGCUCAAUUUGAUGGACGCGGUCCCCCACCUUACUUUGAUCAAAGAAUGUAUCCCGAGUAUGAAAAACAAAUGAUGGAUUAUGAGAGAAGGCAAGAGAGAGACCAUGAUCGACGGGAAAAGGAUCACAGAGCAGAUCGAAGCUUUGAAGAGGAUCUAGAAUAUGAUACUAGAGAACCUGAGAAAAGAGCACCAAGAUUACAAAGGGAUCCAUUUGAUGACACACCUGAGGACAGAUACACACCAUCACCAAAGGAGCUGAAGAAGGAAAGUAGAAAUGAAGAAAAGAAAGAAGACAAGCAGUCAAAAGAAGAUCUAAGGGAUAGAAUGGAUCACCAUUAUGAAGAGAGGAAAGAAAGGAGAGAAGAUAAAAGUGAUAACAGAAGAGAUGACUACAGUAGGAAAGAAAAAGAGUACGACUCUCACUCUCACUCUCAUUCUCAUUCUCAUUCUCAUAAAGGUUACGGCAACAAAGAAGGUCGUUCUAAACACCCAUGGCCUACAGAUGAAGGAGGCCGAUCCUACAGAGAAAAGAGAGAGUAUCCAAACUGCCCUCCACCAAUUUCUGCUCAACAAUCUCAACAGAACCUUCCACCAAGGUCCAAUUUAAUAACAUUGAAAAGACCUUUAUCUAAUACCAACGACAGGAAAGCUGAAUACUUAAAAGAACAGAGUGAUGCCAAAUCCAAAUCGUCAAACAAGGAUCAGCAAAGGGAUUCUAAAUCUGGGAAAGAAAACAAGACUGCAGAAAGGGAAGAAAGGUCAAAGCAACGAGAAGACCAACAGAAAGGAAAUGAUCAGGGUGAAAUUGAUGAAGUUGGAAAAGAUAAACAUCAAUCUAAAGCAAAAGAAGACAGACGUGAGAAAGAAGAUUCUGUUGGGCGUGAAGACAGGCCAUCUGCAUGGGAUAGACCUUUGCGAGAUGAUGGAAAAGGAGAGAAACGAUCUGACAGAAAUCAACCACCAUUAAAAAAGAAACGUGAAGAGUACAACGCAGACAAAUCGGAGAGGAGACAGCCGUCUUCUAGAGCCCGUGAGUUCGUACGGGGCAGAGGUGGCAAAGUCUCAAGGGGAAGCAAGUCAGCAAGCACUUCUACUCGAGGUGGUCGAGGAGGAAGUAGAGAUGGCUAUCCCCGUGGAUAUGAUAAGCGCGGUGAUAGGGGUAGUUACAGGACAGACAGAUCCAAGUCAUUUGGUGGCCAAUGGUCAGAUCAUGUGGAUGAACUAGAAUUAGAAGAGGAAAUGCAGAGAAGGAGAGAAAAAGCUGAGGAGGUAGAUUAUGAUGGCGAGGAAGGAUCCAGAUCACCUGAAGGCGCAAGAGAGCAGGCAGAUUCUGGACGAAUGAGAGAUCAAAGAGAAAGAAAAUCUGCUCCAGAACCAAAGCCAUUCAGUUGGGAAAAUCGAGCAAAAAGUAUGGAUCCUAAGAAAGAGGACAGUCUAGAAAGGAACAAACAAUUGGAGGAUGACAAAAAAACUGAUGAUGGUCAAAUGAAUAGAAAAAUGUCAUCUGAGGAGAAAUGGGAAUCUAGAAAUGGUCGAGGAUCAUUCCAACCCAGAGGUGAACCAUCAAAGAGGGGGAGAGGAGGAUCCUCUAGUAUGAGAGGAAGAGGUAGAGGCUCAUUGAGAGAAUCUGGAGAUAAGGGUGAUAGAAGAAAUUACUCAGCCCCAUCAAAAGGUGGAGGAUCGGGUCGUCCAGGACCCAGGGACGGGGGAGAGGUCUCAGAAAAAGGCCCACCUAGGAAAGAUAACAGAAGACAGGAAAGAUAUCCCCCACCUCCACGAUUUGCUCAGAAACGUGGGGGUUUAAACGAGAGGGGGAGGGGUGCUGAACGUGGUCGUGGCCGCGGCAGAGGUCGUGGUGGUAGUGCCCCUCCCACCACCUCCCUUGUUAAGCGACCACAGCUAAACAAGGAAAACUCACAGGAAAUUCCUGAGGGAGAGGAAUGGGAAACUGCAUCGGAGAGCAGUGAUGUGUUGGAGAAGAAGGAAACAAAAAAUGAGGGAAAGGACAAAGACAAGAGAGAUUCUACAGGGAAAAAGUUUUCUAGUCAAAGACCUCAGAAUGAAAGACAAGGCAGAAAGGGUGGACAAAAUGGUGACUGGAAAUCUAAUGGAGAUGUGUAUCAAGGUAGAGGUGCUGGAAAAGAAAACGGUUCAAAAAACGGGAUGAGUAGGGGUCAUCAAAGAGAUGGGCCCCGUAAACCUUACAGUUCCAACAAGAAAGACAGUAAUGUAUACCGUGUAGGUGAAGUGGUGCCUGAUGAUCCAAAUGCUAUUCAAUCUGCCAUCAACAACAGUCUCGAUCAAAAAAACUUGUAUGGCAGGAAAGCAGACCUUAGUGAUGUCUCCAAGGCAGCAAAAAUGGAGGAAAAGAAAAAUGCAUUAGCCAACAUAGACAUCAACAAUUACGCAAGUGUGGUUGUAAUUGAUGAGGUUCCUGAGGUGACCAAUGAUGACCCUGCUUUCCUGUUCGAACAAAAUGAUGGUUUUCAAGAGGUCACCUCCAAGCGCACAAUUAGAAGUAAGCAGAAAGCACAACAGGAAAUAGAACUUAUGAAGCAGAAGGAACUAUCCAAAAAAUCUGUCUCAAAGGUUGUUGUCAAACCGAAAAGUGCUCAUGCCAAAGUGUUAAGUGUGGAGAAACAACCAAGAUACAAAACCAGCAAACUACCUCCUAGACUGGCAAAGAAAAAGGAACAGAUGGAGAAAGAAAGGAAGGAAAACAAGGGGUUUGAAAUGAAGAUUGAAAACUGGGACAAUGAACUGGCCAACAAUAUUCCUGCUCACUCAGACGGCUUGGGGAUCACUGCAGACCAGAAAGGAAUGAUGAACACGAUGUCACAAGUGUCAACCACACAGAUACCCAGUUCGAUGACUAUCCAGAGCAGCUCCAUGGGAUCUUUGGUGACAGCACCAUUACCUGUAGCCAGUGCGUGGGGUGCUAAACCUCACAUCUCCUAUGCAACAGCCACUGGAUCUGUGGAGAAACCAGAAAACCACGAUAGUGGAGUUGAUGUUAGUGACCAACCUAAUUCUGCGAGCUCAUCCACGCGAAGCUCCCCAAGUGCAGAAAAUAAAUUGAAGAAUGAGAAGACAUCCUCGAUGACCCAUCACUUGAGAACUCAAUGUAAAGCAAUUCAUCCUGAAGAUGAUAAGCUUUCCAAUGCAGAGAAAUCUUCAUUUGGAUCACCUAAACCACAGAGGCAACCUAAGAUCACUAGAAGUGAAAAAGUCAGUGUAAAAGACACUAUGGAAAAGCCAGAUGGGAUUAAAGCGAUCAAGAAACCUGAGUCACUGAAAGAUAAAGCCAGAAAUGCAUCUGCUAUUGAAAAACCAGAACCUAUUCAACUUCCUCCAAGCUUCAGUAAAGUAACAAUGGAUGAGUCCAAUGAGAUCAAGCUUGACUUCAUCUAUGAUGAUGAUCUGGCCACCAGCUUUCCUGAUAAAUCUGAGCAGAAGACGAGUACAGCAGAGGAGGGUUCCCCUGUCACAGUGUCACUGUCUAGUGGGACGGGCAGUGACCACAAUGCUGGGCCUGCUUCUCCUGCAGCCCAAGAUCUGAACUCCAAAAUAGCAGCGGUCAAAACCUUCUGGGAAAGUGAUCAAACAACUGUCUUUGAUGUAAUGCCAGGUACUGCUGGAUUAGGGAACACAGUUGCUACUUCUGAAACGGAUCUAGCGAGUGCCCCAUCAUUUCAUAGCUUUAGCUCAGACAACAAUUUGGCAGGUCCUGACAGUUCUGGCUUAAAUAUAGAAUCGGUUGUCAUGUCUGUAGCUGAUGAUGGAAGCAGAGGUGCAUCUAAGAAUUUAUCUCCAAGAAUGCAGGAUGCAUUAACAUUUAAUUCAUCAUCUAUGGAUGCUUCGAUGGACAGCAAAAAUGGGGAGCAGACCAACGUAUGCAAGGUUAAGCCUCAACAGCUACAGUCUCAGUUGGAAUCUGACAGCUUGUCAAAUAGUGCAGGGAGUGGAGGUAUGCUAGGUGUGCCAACAGAGGACCCAAGUUCAUCUCUUCAGUCCAUGCUUUCCUCGCAACAUCCCUUUGUGAGUUUCCCUAUAGGAACCUCACAAAUUCUGCAACAAGAAACAAGGUUGAACCAGUCAAACUUUGGGUAUGGUCUGUCACAGCAGCCUCCUCCUAUGGGUCAACAGUCAUUGUUCAUGACCCCAUCUCAGGAGUCAUUUCCAAUGUCUCAGUUGUCAGCAUACAACAGGAACCAACCACAGCCACAGCAGCAACAGCAGCAGCAGCAGCAUGCUCAGUUUGGACAAACGCCCCCACAACAGAACACCAUCAUGGUGUCGUCAGCCACUUCAUCACUCAUGUCAACCUCCAUCAAGCCACCCAAUCAAAACACAGCUUAUGGAACAAUUCCGAAGAAUUUGGCCACAGGAUCGUUGCAGUUUGGACAGCAGAUGAACAGCACCUCUCUUCAGCCUUCACAAAUGUCUUUUAUACAGUAUGACCCCAGCACACUGUUUGGAAAUCUAACACAGCCUGCUCAGAAUGUUAAUAAUUCACAGAUUCUCAACUCUCACGUUGUUCAACAAAGGGUGCAGCCUCAUCAAGGAACCUCAUCCUUUUAUCAACAGUCACAGCAACCCAUGCAGCAAAGUUUCUUCUCAAAUCAGCCACAAUCAAAUAAUAUUCAGCCCAUGGGUAAUGGAAAUAGAAAAACAGGCGGAGAACAAUUGAUGUUUCAAGCUUGCAUACUAUCUGGAGCGCUGCAGCAAGCUGCUGCAGCAGGACCUCAAUUCUCCAUGCAAACCUUUGGAAAUCAGACCAAUAAUCCAGUUGCAACAGGGCUCAGUCUCCCCCUUCAGGCCUCCAAUCCAGCUGCAGCCGUAGCUCAGCAGGCACUGGGUCUGGGGCAUCAGACAAACGUCUCCAAAGUGUCACAGUUCAGCCACCCUUUGCAGCAGCCUAGCCAGACUCCAGUCUCACCUCAGAGCACACCUCUGAAGUCACCACCACAGAGCACGAACUUUGGUGUUGCAUCAUCUGUACAACAGUCACAAGGGGGAUCAAAGUUCUUUGGUACCAAUCAACUGCAAAAUCGAGCUGGAAAUCAGAGAUACAAUUUCACCAACAAUACAGUUCACAACAGCAUUAAUGCAGCCCAAUUUAAUCCGAAGAUAAAUCCAUCAUAUGGUCAACACAUGCAGUCUGGAGCUUCUGUUGUUCGACCACAAAUGUUGAUGAAUACUGCCAAUUUCCGGCCAAAUGUUCCACCAAGCCAAGGAAGUUUUCCAAACCCAAUACAACGACCUGGAGGACAGAUGCCAAGCAAUCCUCGACCUCCUCGUCCCCAGGGCAAAACUCCUGCCCCUCCUCCACCCCCACAAGAAAACAACUCAAAAACAGGGUCUGCAUUCAAAGCCCAACAAGCUAAGGAGAGACAAGGAUUGUUAGCUCAUGCCCAGAGUUUCCUUAAUCCACAGAACAAGCCUAGCAUCAAAAACUUGCCAGCUAAAGUUGAAACUGCUGCAAUUGAAAAGAAAGCCUCUCCAUCUCCCAAUGGUGGGGAACCGGACAGUAAACCCGCCACUGAAGUAACACAGUCGGGAGAGACAUCCCAAUAAAUCGUAAAAGCAUUAUAACUGGGCAUGUUAUUGUGUUAUAUCAAAUUUUAUUAUAUUUAUACAUUUAAUUUUAUACUUACUUCAUAGGAGUAACAGAUGUGCAUUAUUGUGAGCUUUUCCACAUAUUUUAUUUGUAAUGUAAGGCAUACUGCUGAGGUCUGUCAAAAUGUUGAGCUUUGUUGUUUAUCAUCAGUGUGAUGUCAUAUCCUAGCUGAAUUUGUACAGAUGUCAUGGAAUCUUUGUAAAUAGUCAUAAAUCUGUAAAGAAAUUCAAUAAGCAUACACUGUGACAGGUGAUUUUACAUACCUAGACACUAGCAGUUCUUCCGCUAUUCUAUUGCUGAUGAUAAAGAAAAGUGUUAACACAAAUGAAACUCGAAGACACUUUACAUUACAGUGAAUGAACUGAGUAAUCGGGUCUCUGUGAAACUUUUUAAUGGUCAAUUUUAACAUUUAAGGUGUGUGAUUGAUUUUAUGAAGGAUUUGUUUUAUUGAGUUCUAGUUGUCAGAACUUUUGAGCUCUUAAAGAAAUGUGAAAUCUUGUUACAUUGACCUUGACAGAAGUAUAAGGAAGGGAAAGACAUUCACAGGAAGGAUGUGAACGGAGAUAAUUCAGCACCCCAAGCCGAGAAAUGGGAUGUGAAAUUGGAGGGGAUGAGCUGAGUCCUGCCCCAGGCUCUGUCUCUACUCCCCUAACAGACUCGGGUGUAGGUAACCUGCCCUUUCCUCGCCCUUAUCUAAGUAUGUGAUGUGUGGACAGUAUAUAUAUCAAUGUAUUUAGAUGUUGUUUUUUCCCUCUCACAUGUUCUUUUUUUUAUUAGUUGUUUUCACAUAUUGUCCAAGGACACUAAGCAUGAUGAGUGUUUUAUCAUUGAGUCUGUCUGAACUUGACGUGAUCAGUAUGCGGAGAGAGUCUUGACAUAUUUAUCAGUAUGUGAGGGAUUCAUGUUGCGUCAGUUUUGAAGACAGUCUUAUGAUGAUAGGUGUGUUGAUUAUAUAAGCCAAAGAAUGCUAUUAAAAAUGUAAUGAUGAGCACAGAGGGAUUUUUGUUGUGGAAAAAUUAGUUUUAUUCAUUUGUGACCUUGAAAAAUCUCAGCUUGUAAACUAUGUAGCUCAUUGAAAUAAUAAAGGGCUAUGUAAAAGUA
This is a messenger RNA of Magallana angulata, 9152 nucleotides long. Its product is annotated as protein PRRC2C-like. Gene Ontology annotation, biological process: cell differentiation. The transcript is spliced from 38 exons. Lineage: Eukaryota; Metazoa; Mollusca; Bivalvia; Ostreida; Ostreidae. The coding region runs from base 218 to 8008 and encodes 2596 amino acids. The record is from RefSeq and is a predicted model, not a curated record.